AAUGAAUUGCUUUUCAUUGUUUCCAAGUUUAAAGGAAUAUUGUAGAUGUAAAGAAGGAUAUUUUGGUGUUGAUUGCGCUCAAAAGAUACCUUUUUGCGAUAUAAAUAAGUAUAAGGAAGGAGGUCAAAUGAGAAAUGGUCGAUACCUAUGUGGUGAAGUGAAAGGUCAAGGGACUUGUUUUGAAGGAGCUAAUACUUAUCAUUGCUCUUGCUCUCUGGGAUUUACAAGAGACUUAAAUCUCUUGAAAGAUUUUGAUAACUGUCUAUUAAAGGCUGAUAUCUGCAACCGGUUAAACUCUUGUGGUGAAAGAGAGAAUUGUUAUCCAUCAAGAGACGGAACUAACUUUAAAUGCAUCUGCAAAUUUGGAUUUACUGGAAACGAUUGUAGUACACUGAUGGCUUAUUACGAUAAUUGGGAACCUUGGAGAAAUUUCGAAUGUCAGGAAAAAUGCUAUGAUAAAAGUUCAGAGACUUCUGUUGUACAUUCGAGGAGAAGGAAAUGUAUUAACGGAAAUCUAAAGGGUCAAAGAUGUAUAGGCUUACCGAUAGAAUAUAAGCUAUGCUUCAAAUCUAAACACGAGCAAUUAGCCAAUAGAUGUAUUAAGCCUGAGUGGCAAGAAUGGCAAAGUAUAAGCGGUGGUAAAUGCUCAAAAUCAUGCAAUGGGGGAAUCAUUAAACUAAUUAGAAAGUGCUGGAAUAGUUUAGAUAGAGAAGUGAUCACCGUAACAAAAUGCCAAGGUCUAUCCUCAAAGACUGAGAUAUGUGCUCAACACGACUGCCCUUCAGACCUGAUAAUUGAGAACACAGGAUCGUGGAAUUCCUGGGGAGAUUUCUCUGUUUGCGACACAGAGUGUGGCAUUGGUGAAAAAAUUCGAAUAAGAACAUGUUCAACUGGCUUAGGUCUAUGUGACGGUCCGGCUCACGAUAUCUCGGCCUGUGCGAGCAAUGACUGCAAUGGGAAACCGAAACAUGAUAACUGGUUUGAUUGGUCAUUCUGUUUGGAAGAUGAAAAAGAAUGCUUUAGAGUUCGGUCUUGCAACAGUAGUACCUGCGGCGGUAAAGCUCGACAACAGGCUCCUUGCAUUGAUCAAAAAUGCAUGGGAAAAAGUGUUGCAUGGAUGAUAGAGAAAUUAUUUGACAAAACAACAAAAGACCAUUACUUAAGAGAAAUAGGAGCGCAAGAAGAAAGAACACAUAAUGACCUAAAAGAGGAGAAAAACAAAAUUAGGAAGAAAGAUUUUACAAAUAUUAUAAUUAUUUUCUUUUGCGUUGGCGGCCCAUUAUUAAUAAUUCUCUUCCUAUUGGUCCUCUACUAUUCCUAUUAUCAAAAGCAUCCAAGUAGAAAAGAGGCUUUCGUUGCAAGAAAAUUAAAAGUAUACGAAAAUGACAUCAGGCGUCGAUUAACUUAUGCAAGAUUAGCUAGCCCUCAGGCCUUCGCAGCUAAAGUUAUUAGGGAGCCGGAUAUGUUUACUCACAUUCCACAGGCGUCCAAUUUAAAGAGCUCUUGUAAUACUAGGCCAGAUAAUUCUGAUUGGAGAAGAAUGGUUAGGAAAACCUUUGGUUCGGUAUCUAUUGGGAAACCAUGGCCAACCGGAGAAAUUUUUACAACGGUUCAAACUUUAUUUCUUGUCGGGAAGACGUAUGACCACAAAAGAGAUUCUUUACUCACAGAUGAAGCUAAUCUGUGGAAAGAUAUGUUAAUCGGAAACUUCAGAGAUCAUAUGCUGAAUGACACAAUUAAAACAUUGAUGGGAUUGGAGUGGACAUACUGGAAAUGCUCUCCAAUGACACAUUUUGUGAAAGUUGAAGAAAAUAUCUUAAUAAAUAUUCCAAAUCUAAUAAAAACAGUAACACAGGCAGCAGAAACUGGUAAAGGUAUUAUUGGAUCUGUCAGGAAAGGAGAACUAGUAAGUCGAAAGGGUGAUUUGGGACUUCCUGUACAAACUUUUCCAUUUCACGUUCUGCCAAUUCAUUUAUCAGCAUAUACCUAUGUAAUUACGGCUCCUGCAUUAAAGCAAUUACUGGAGACUUCUAGAUAUGUCAGGUGGCUGCCCUUGGAAAAUGUCUACUUUACAGGAAUUUUACCGAGGAUAGCUCUAAUUCAAAUUGGACAUCAUCCGGGCCUCCAUUAUGAUAUAGUGCAUAUUUGUGACUUAAAAGAAAAAUCUUCUCAAUUUGUAGCUGGUAAAGUUGCUAAAAAGGAUUUAGACAUCUUAUGGAAACGUUUCAAGGAUACAAUGUGGACCUGCCAAAAUGGAAAAUUAUAUCACCUUUAG
Molecule: messenger RNA, 2275 nt
Organism: Dimorphilus gyrociliatus
Lineage: Eukaryota; Metazoa; Annelida; Polychaeta; Dinophilidae
Source: the annotation of a GenBank genome assembly